AUCAGCCCCACAGAACAUUUUCUUUGGGUAUCUCGACAUUCCCUUUCUAAUCUGCCAAACAAUUCAAAAAGCAUACGUGUGUGCGAUGGUGAACUGUUGUCACUUUUAUAAAUGGUUGCUAGGCAGACUGCAGUCACACAAAUGAAUUUUGUAUUAGCGAUAAAUGGGGUACUGCUAAGAACUUUUGGGGGAAAAUGUUUGAAUGUCUGUGCUAUGAAAUUUUCAGCCAGUGAGCACAUAAAAGUCGAUGACGCAAGGACGGCAGUCAGAUAUUCUGCAUUGCAUUGCCUGAGGAGGUAGGCAUGAUGGCAGCAUCAGAUAGUGACAGUGCAUGCAAAGGUUUCUUUGUAACUACUGACCUACCGAAAGAUGAGGUGGAACAACGAACAAGACGGCAAGAAUGGGAUAUAUUGGCAUCUGAGGGCGUAAAAUCUUCAGAGACUUUGUCCUUGUCGUCUUGUAAUCUUUGUCGACUUCCGCCGGAGAUUCUGGAGAUGAGAGACCUCACCAGACUGUACCUGACCUACAACGACUUGGACGAGCUGCCUGUCGACUUCAACCAGCUGAAAAACCUGAAAAUCCUGAACCUGGGCUUCAACUCUUUUCGGCAUAUUCCGCCUGUGAUUUUUGAGCUGAAAAAUCUGGCGGUACUGACCAUGAAGAACAACCAGGUCACACAAGACCAAAUAGGUAAAGACAUCAGCCAACUGACAACCCUCGAAGAAAUCUAUCUGGAUAACAACAAGCUGGAGGCAUUUCCAGAGAAACUCUGUGACCUUCCAAGGUUGAGAAUAUUGAAGCUUUCCAACAAUGCCAUUAGACAGAUUCCUGAAAGUAUAAGUAAAAUGAAGACGUUGCAAAGUCUCAACAUGCAAUCUAACCGACUGACGGCAAUUCCUAAAACUGUUGGAGAGCUGCAGUCUCUAGAAACGGCCUGUUUUGCCCAGAACAUGAUCCACACAUUCCCCUUCCAGGAGGUGAAGAAACUCAAGAGACUGCGUGACCUCUGCCUAUAUGCCAACAGACUCACUGACAGAGACGAUAUUGAGUGGUGCAUGCAGCUACUUGCCAAACAGGAAGGCAUGCUGCGUGCCGAGGAGAACCGAUGCUGCCUUCCCAGACUUGGAGGUGUGUGCGACGGCCCUUUUAAAGUGUGGAAACAUGACAUUCUCUGGAUCUGUGAUAACGAGGAAAAUGUUAAAUCCUGGGUGAAUAAGAUGGUCAAAAAGUUAGAAGCGGAGAACUUCUUUUCAGCAGUACAUAAGUGUAAACCAGGCAAGUCCACGCUGCCAACUCUGAUGAGGAGCAGCCGGAUAGUGUGCGUGGUGUGCACCAAGCAGAUGUUUGGGAGGUUGGAUGGUAGCAAAGACCCAGCAGAAGCCAUCAGGAGUUACCUGAGUCAGAGCCCAGAGCACACCAUCAUGACCCUGGCUUAUGAGGCCACCGGGAUCCAUACUCUCCUGAUGCCUGAUGACAGGCCAAACGUUCAGCUGCAGAGGAAACCAGAUGAUGAUGGGGACUCAAAGUUCUUCAGCAAAUUGUUGGAUCAUGUGAAGAAUGCCCCCAGAAUCCGCAAGCCGUAGGAAGGGCUGGGUCACACUCAAAACCAACGAUUCUACCCUACUACGAAAAACUACAACUAAAAGUGGAAUAUACAUGUACAUGUACGAAGGCCUAUUCACCCUGAGAGUUACUUACAAUCUUUUACACACUUUCACCUGAGAAGUGUGUACCUCUUACAUGUUUAAAACACGGUCAGCGAUUAUAAUAUGCCAUUCCUGUACUUGUGCAUACUUCCAUAAACUUUUGCUGUGAUAUGUGCACGUUUGCAUGACUCUUCAGAACUGAAGCUUAUGAACAAAAUUCCAUUACUCUCCCUGGUCAAAGGAACCCUGUUGACCCCUCUCCGAUUCUUAUACUCUGUUGCUCUCAACACUUUAAUUUACUCAGGAGGACUUGCAGGGUCGAUGAAGCUAGAGCCACAGGCUACAAAGAAAGUACUUUGCCUUUGAAAGAUUUCAGAACAUUCAAGUGAAAGUGCCAGGGGUGUUAAAUAAACAUUCCUAUUUGCAUCAAGUGAUCUUAAAAUUAUUUUUAAAGAUUUGGGAAAAAUGCACAAUGGUAUGGUCAGGAAAAUCAGACUACAAGAAAGUGGCAAAACACAAAAUCCUUUCAAAGCAGAUUCAUCAAAAGGUAUAUGUAUGGCGUCCAAAUAUGAUCCUUGUGCCCCUCUGAAAAGUUAGUGUACAAAAUUUAUGGCCUUUGUGGAAAAUGAAAAACAAGAAGAAAAAUUGGUACAAAAAUGAUGGCUUUACAACAGAGACUGCAGAAAAGUUUUGAAUAAGACAACAGUCAUUUUGUUAGGACAUAGGGGGUCGCAUUCCUGAAUUAUCUUUGAUUAAAUGUUGAAUAUUUUGUUCAAAACUUUGAUUGCCGUUGUAAGUGGAUUCCAAUGAAAUCAUGCAACUAUCUGUGAACACUUUACAAGAAUUCAACAUGGGAAUUGACAUUAGGAAAAAUUGGAUGUAUCCAGACAUUGAAAUGUGUGUUCAAAACUGACUGCUGUGUAGCUGUGUAGAUUGCAUUGUGUAAGAUGGUAUAGCUGUUUUUUUUAAUGCUGUACUGUUUGGAAGUUUUUUAAAUGAGUGAAAUGCAUAAAAAAAUUGUGCAGUAG
Acanthaster planci (crown-of-thorns starfish) is the source of this 2674-nucleotide messenger RNA. RefSeq lists its product as uncharacterized. Lineage: Eukaryota; Metazoa; Echinodermata; Asteroidea; Valvatida; Acanthasteridae. Gene Ontology annotation, cellular component: cytoplasm. Gene Ontology annotation, molecular function: protein binding. The record is from RefSeq and is a predicted model, not a curated record.